This is a messenger RNA of Scedosporium apiospermum, 1200 nucleotides long. RefSeq lists its product as uncharacterized. NCBI's taxonomy places the organism in Eukaryota, Fungi, Ascomycota, Sordariomycetes, Microascales, Microascaceae. Gene Ontology annotation, cellular component: cytoplasm. The transcript is spliced from 2 exons. Gene Ontology annotation, molecular function: exopolyphosphatase activity. The record is from RefSeq and is a predicted model, not a curated record. Bases 1 to 1200 code for a protein of 399 amino acids.
AUGUCGCCAAAACCGAGCCUGCGAGCUUUCCUCUCUCUCGCUCGUGCGAAGCUCUACGCUUCCCCAACCCAGCGAGAGUUGCCUUUGACCCUGGUAGCCGGGAACGAAUCGGCAGAUCUCGACUCGCUGUGCUCGGCCGUCAUCUUCGCCUAUCUCCACACAAUAAACGCCCAAACCCGAAAAAUCUACAUUCCCAUCUCCAAUCUUCCUCGUGAUGACCUCCCUCUCCGAUCCGAGAUGACCGCCGUGUUGGCCCGUGCCGGCCUUGAGCCCCGCGACCUUCUCACCCUGGACGAUUUACCCCAGGGCGGCCAGAACGCCGCUUCGUCCGACGACUUAUCUUUGUAUCUCGUCGACCACAACAGCCCCACGGGUAUUAUCAAGGAACGCUACGGCACGCGCAUCGUCGGAUGCGUCGACCACCACGCCGACGAGAACUUCGUGUCCAAGGACGUGCAACCCCGUGUCAUCGAGACGAGCGGGAGCUGCGUGAGUCUCAUCGUCGAGCAUUGCCGCGAAGCUUGGGAUUCUCUGGCUCGAGAGGCGAAGGUGUCACAAGACGCCGCCGAGGCCGAUAAGAGCAUGGCACUCAUGGCCCUGGGCGUCAUCUUCUCCGACACGGUCAAUCUUCGCGCAAAGGACAGGGUUACGCCUUGGGACGUCCGCGCCGUGGAGUACCUCGAGGAGAAGCUCGGUGGGACCGGCUAUGACAGGGAGAAGUACUGUGAUGAGAUACAUAGGGUGAGGAGGGAUCUCGACGGGCUAUCUUUAAGAGACAUCUUUAGGAAGGAUUACAAGGAGUGGGUCGAAGGUGGCAUGAAGCUGGGGACAUCUGCUGUCGUUCAAAAUUUUGAUUACCUGCUCGGUAGGGCCGGUGGUUCGGCCGAUGUCCUGAUGGGAGAGCUCGGUAAAUGGGCUGAGGAAAAGGGUCUCGAUCUCGUGUCCGUAAUGACGUUGGCCACGCACGACGGACGGUAUGAGAGGGAGGUGUUGCUCUGGGGACGGAAUGAGAAGGCCGUUGAGGCUUCGAGAGACUUUGAAAAGGCUGAACAGGCGGAACUUGACUUGCAUUCGUUUAGGGACGGGCUGCUGGAUCUUGAUGCGCAUGGUCAAUGGGGGAAAGCAUGGAAGCAGGGGAAUUUAAAGCAUAGUCGCAAGCAGGUUGCACCUAUGAUCCGCGACGCGAUGAGAAGAGCGUGA